AUGGGUAGUCCCUCAAAGUCAGAAGCCUCCAAUUCUGAUUGCCAUCGGGAAAUACUAAAGGAAACUAGUAAUCAGGACUGCACUGACAAAGUAGUUGUUGAAGAAACAUUCAUCGGUCAAAUUGAAAAACUCUCCUCCGUUAAGGAAACGCAGAGAUGUAUCGAUCACAAAGAUGGAAUCCACAACUAUGAAGACUUCGAUCCCUCCAAGGAGUCCUUUGAUCCUGUGAAAGAUGCCUGCUGGCGACUCAAUGAACCCGUCCCUUAUAUUGCAUUUGCAAAGACGCUUGAGUGCAUUGAAGGCAUUUCGAGUCGCCUCAAGAUAAUCGAAGUUUUGUCAAAUUUUUACCGUUCCGUGGGUGUUCUCUCCCCUAAGGAGCUGCCUAUUUGCAUUUAUAUGUCUAUCAAUCGGCUUGGUCCCUCCUAUGAGGGUUUAGAGCUGGGCAUCGGUGAAAGCCUUCUCAUCAAAGCGCUCACUCUUACUACAGGUAACACAGCCCACAUUCUCCAAGUUUCUUUAGGUGCUAGUAAUAUUCGGAUCAAAUCGGAACUCAACCGCCUUGGCGACCUUGGAGCCGUGGCUGAGGCUAUUAAAUCGCGCCAGCAGACUAUGUUCAAACCAAAACCAUUAACACUGCAACAGGUGUUUGAACGACUGAAAGAGGUCGCCUUCAUGGUCGGGAAUGCGUCCCAGACAAAGAAGGUGAAGUUAAUUCAGAGUCUUCUGGUUGCAUGUCGUGAAUCCGAGGCGAAGUACCUUAUCCGGAGCCUCCAGGGCAAACUACGCAUCGGUUUGGCUGAACAGUCUGUGCUGGCCGCGUUGGGUCAAGCGGUGGCACUGACUCCUUUCCACUCGGUUCAGGCCCUACUAGCUGACGGCCAGCCUCUAACCGCGAAUGUUUUGAACACCAGUUUGGGGGCAAGAGGCGGCGCGGAAGCCUGGAAAGCCUAUUGCGAAGUGGUGGUGGGGCACGUGAAACAGGCCUACGCACAGUGUCCCAACUAUGAAAAGAUUGUCCACAGCCUUCUGGAGGAUGGACCGGACGAUGUGCACAAGCGGUGCUGCAUCAUCCCGGGUAUUCCUAUUCGACCCAUGCUGGCGCACCCCACCCACGGGGUCACUGAAGUCUUCAAACGCUUUGAUCAGGCCGACUUCACGUGCGAGUACAAGUAUGAUGGAGAGCGCGCCCAAGUUCACCUCUUGCUGGAUGGUAGCGUCCGGGUCUACUCGCGCAACCAGGAGGAUACGACCUCCAAGUACCCGGAUAUCGUGAACAGUCUGGUGGACAGUGUUCUCAAAAAUGCCAAACUAACCGACGAGGCCUGCAAACUGCUCGGCUCCAUCGACACCACGGCUCACGAGGAGAACUCCUCCUUGACUACCUUCAUUUUGGACUCGGAGGCUGUGGCCUGGGAUGUUGAUGCCGCGCAAAUUCUUCCAUUCCAGGUUCUUAGCACGCGAAAGCGCAAGGACGUUCAGGAGGAAGAUGUGAAGGUUCGUGUUUGUAUCUACGCCUUCGACCUGCUCUAUUUGAAUGGGGUAUCUCUCACCGAACAGCCCUUCCGAAAGAGGCGGGAACUCCUAAGACUUGUUUUUCCGACACUUCCCGGAAAAUUUAUGCUUGCCACUUUCCUAGACAGCUCCGACACGGACAAGAUUGCACGCUUUAUGGAUGAAUCGAUCAAAGGCAGACCCAAGAUUUUGCGUCACCAUUAUGUUAGCGGAAAUUGUGAGGGUUUAAUGUUGAAGACACUGGAUAGAGACGCCACCUAUGAAAUUGCCAAACGUUCGCGAAACUGGCUGAAGCUCAAGAAGGACUACCUCGAAGGUGUUGGUGACACCCUCGAUUUAGUCGUAAUUGGUGGUUUCCAUGGCACUGGGAAGCGAACCGGUCGCUACGGUGGCUUCCUACUCGCCUGCUACAACCCGGAUGACGAGGAAUAUCAAACUAUUUGUAAGGUCGGUACCGGUCUGAAAGACGAGGACCUGGCGAAUCUGUCAGACUUUUACAAGGACCAUAUAAUUCCCUCAGCCAAGACCUACUACCAAUACACCAAGAAUCUGGAACCCGACCACUGGUUUGAGCCUGUUCAGGUGUGGGAGGUGAAGGCAGCGGAUAUCAGUAUUUCUCCAGCUCACAAGGCUGCCGCGGGAAUGGCGGACCCAGAAAAGGGCCUCUCUUUGCGCUUCCCGCGUUUCCUGCGCGUUCGUGAGGACAAGAAACCUGAGGAGGCGACCACAGCAGCACAAGUGUACGAGAUGUACCGCGAUCAGGAGCAGAUCAAAAAUGCGGAUAAGCCGGACGAGGCGAAUGAGGAGGGCUUUUAUUAA
Echinococcus granulosus is the source of this 2331-nucleotide messenger RNA. Its product is annotated as DNA ligase. The transcript is spliced from 14 exons. The record is from RefSeq and is a predicted model, not a curated record. Gene Ontology annotation, cellular component: nucleus; mitochondrion. Gene Ontology annotation, biological process: lagging strand elongation; Okazaki fragment processing involved in mitotic DNA replication; DNA biosynthetic process. The coding region runs from base 1 to 2331 and encodes 776 amino acids. Lineage: Eukaryota; Metazoa; Platyhelminthes; Cestoda; Cyclophyllidea; Taeniidae. Gene Ontology annotation, molecular function: ATP binding; DNA ligase (ATP) activity; DNA binding.